GCUGUAGUAUAAAACGAGGUUUGAGCCAGCCAUUGUGCACGCAGAUAAAGAAAGGCAAAGUCAUUCCACGAAAGGUCUACCAUUCUUCCAGACAGAAAAAUGAGGGAAAUUGUGCAUCUUCAAGCCGGACAGUGCGGAAACCAGAUUGGCUCUAAGUUUUGGGAGGUGAUUAGUGAUGAGCAUGGUAUCGACCCAACUGGUUCAUACCAUGGUGACAGUGACCUGCAGCUUGACAGGAUCAAUGUCUACUACAAUGAAGCCUCAGGUGGUAAAUAUGUUCCUCGGGCUGUGUUGGUCGAUCUGGAGCCAGGCACCAUGGACUCUGUGAGGUCUGGACCUUUCGGCCAGAUCUUCAGACCAGACAACUUUGUUUUCGGCCAAAGUGGUGCUGGCAACAACUGGGCUAAGGGUCACUACACAGAGGGUGCAGAGCUGGUGGACUCUGUCAUGGAUGUGGUGAGGAAGGAGGCAGAAAGCUGUGACUGCCUUCAGGGCUUCCAGCUCACCCAUUCCCUGGGUGGGGGUACAGGCUCUGGUAUGGGCACCCUGCUAAUCAGCAAGAUUAGGGAAGAGUACCCUGACCGCAUCAUGAACACCUUCAGCGUGGUGCCUUCCCCAAAAGUAUCAGACACAGUAGUUGAGCCCUACAACGCCACACUAUCUGUCCACCAGCUUGUAGAAAACACAGAUGAGACCUUCUGCAUCGACAAUGAGGCCCUGUAUGACAUCUGUUUCCGCACCCUCAAACUCACAACCCCCACAUAUGGUGACCUCAACCACUUGGUCUCUGUUACCAUGAGCGGUGUCACCACCUGCCUCAGGUUCCCUGGACAGCUCAACGCUGACCUGCGUAAGCUUGCUGUAAACAUGGUGCCAUUCCCCCGUCUGCACUUCUUCAUGCCAGGCUUUGCUCCCCUCACAGCCAGAGGCAGUCAGCAGUACAGUUCACUCACUGUCCCAGAGCUCACGCAGCAGAUGUUCGACGCAAAGAACAUGAUGGCUGCCUGCGACCCGCGUCACGGUCGCUACCUGACAGUGGCUGCCAUCUUCCGUGGCCGCAUGUCUAUGAAGGAGGUGGAUGAGCAGAUGCUGAACGUGCAGAACAAGAACAGCAGCUACUUUGUUGAAUGGAUCCCCAACAACGUCAAGACUGCGGUUUGCGACAUUCCUCCCCGUGGCCUCAAGAUGUGCGCCACCUUCAUCGGCAACAGCACUGCCAUCCAGGAGCUGUUCAAGCGCAUCUCUGAGCAGUUCACAGCUAUGUUCAGGCGCAAAGCUUUCCUCCACUGGUACACCGGCGAGGGUAUGGAUGAGAUGGAGUUCACAGAGGCAGAGAGCAACAUGAAUGACCUGGUGUCAGAGUAUCAGCAGUACCAGGAUGCCACUGCUGAAGAGGAGGGAGAGUUUGAGGAAGAGGGUGAGGAGGAGCUGGCCUAAAUAAGGGUGAGAAGAAGCUGACCUAAAUGUAUCACUUUAGAAAGCAAAGCGAAGUGAAAUGUAAUGUUCCAAGUCCUUUCCAGUUUUCAGUGGUCUGUCUGCGGUUCCAUUGUUGCAUGUUAAUAAAUUCUUCUGCAUAUUUGAAGUCUACCAUCCUGGUUUUAAUGACUUAGUAUGUUUUUUUAUUUUUUGUUUUGAGCGAUGCUCUACACUGUACAUAAAGUGUAGCUGCAUAACUGGUACUUUGCCAGAAGUGAGAUUUGAGUACUACAAAUGCAGGUUAGUAAAUAGAAAUUUGCUUAAGUUAUAACUUGCUAAGAUUGUCUUGUGCAAUGUCUCUGAAAUUAGUUUUUAAAUUAACACUGUUUAUUGUACUGAAUGGUCUGAAAAGAUCAACUGGCUAAAUGAAAGUAAUGCGGUUAAUGACUCAAGUGUCUAAUAAAAGCAUAAACCAAAAACCCA
Messenger RNA from Perca fluviatilis (European perch), 1899 nucleotides. Its product is annotated as tubulin beta-1 chain-like. Gene Ontology annotation, biological process: mitotic cell cycle; microtubule cytoskeleton organization. Bases 100 to 1437 code for a protein of 445 amino acids. The transcript has 4 exons. Gene Ontology annotation, molecular function: GTPase activity; structural constituent of cytoskeleton; GTP binding. Gene Ontology annotation, cellular component: cytoplasm; microtubule. The record is from RefSeq and is a predicted model, not a curated record. NCBI's taxonomy places the organism in Eukaryota, Metazoa, Chordata, Actinopteri, Perciformes, Percidae.